AAUUGACCUAAAUUGACAUGUCAAAUGUAAAAUCUGCAUAAUAUUAAUAGAAUUGUUCAGUUAUUUACAUGGACAUUUAUGUUGUUAACAUUUUCUGCAGUGUGCGGUUGUUUUAAGCUUGCACGUUGCCCUGUUGUAUUUGUUAAUGUGAAAAGUCUUGCAAUUGCAAAAUGUGGCCGCCAUCCUCUGUUGAUUACGUUCUGGAAAGGAUAUCCAUUAUCACGAAAAAAGCCAUGUUUUCUGCGGUGUACAUAAUAUCCUGUUAUGUCACGCUUUGUUACAACUUAAACUGAUUACUGCAUUUUGGGAUCUUAUUUGUGUUUUCAUCAGAUUUACCUAAACGUUUCACAUAAGUGUAGAGCCGAUAAUGUUCCAAAUAUUUACAAAUGGCCAUGACCCAAUUAAUGAAGAGUGACCAGUGGACUACUACAAAAUCAGCAAUGUGGAUUAAUUUUAAAAGACCAAUUUCUACGGGGGAGUUUACCAAUGUUAGACUUACAUCUCAGUGAGAACAGAAAGUGAAGAUGCAAAGACAAACAGUGUAACCCAUUUAUAUGUGAAGACAAUGGAUCGAGACUACUGCCGAGCCAUAUUACGGGUGUGCGUUGCUCAGCUGUGUCAAAAUCUUGGCUGGCACAACACUCAGUCGACGCCACUCGAAUUGCUCACCAACGUCUUAGAGCGAUAUCUUCUUGAACUCGGCAAAGUCUCUCAUCGCUACAGUCAACAGUUUGGACGGACUGAACCAAAUCUAGAUGACCUUGCUCUGACAUUCCGCCAUGUUGGAAUCCAGCUGGGAGAGCUGGAGGAUUAUAUUCGCCAUAUUGAGCCGGUGGCCUUCUCACAAGACAUCAUCGCUUUUCCUGCUCCCAAGCAGAACAACUUGCAGUUCCCGAACCCACGAAGUCGAGAAAUCCAGCAGCAUCGAGAAGACCAUGUUAACGGUCAUCUGCCGUACAUGUACCCUGGACUUGAAGAAGAGGUUGAAGAAGAAAAACCUGUGGCUUCACUUCCUCUUCCCACAAUCCCCUCCGAAACGAUGACGUCCCCUACUACAAUCAGUCCUUCAGGCGCAGACAAACGCUCGUGGUCAGGUUCUGGGGAAGGAUCACACACAAAGAGGUCACGACUGUCAGCUUCAGCUUUGCCCGAGGAGGCGGGACCGUCCCAGUACGAGAUGAUGAGUGUGGUGAUGACUCAGAACGGCGUCCUGACCCCCACGAGGCAGGGCAAGCUGCCCGACGCCCGCACGCCGCCCCCAGGCUUCAGGCAGGCCAUUCAGUUCUACAAGGAGAACCGCAAAGAUGACGACAAAAGUGAUAAAAAGACGGACAAGCAAGAGAGAGGAGUUGAUAAAGAGAAACACGACAGUCUCGAUACGCCGGAGAAACAGCUGGAUAGGUUAGGCAGACAGCCCAAGUCGGACAGAACUGUAGAGCGAGGUGACAGACACAUCAAAGAAGAAAAGUCCGACCAUUUUUCCGAAAGGAGCGAUACGUUAAAGGAGAACAUAAAACGAGAGAAAUCGUUUGAAGAAGAGUUCUUGAAUGAUGAUGACGCUGCCAGUGGUAGGAACGUUCAUCCCAAGAAGCAGAUGUUGACGAAGCACUUAAAGAAAGUGGCCGCUGCAGCGGAGCAUGCAAAAAAACAGGGUUCACCAAAAUCGGGGAAAUUCUACAAAUCAGGAAAAUCUAAAUCUCCUAGGGCGUUGGGUGGAGUAGGAAAAGUGAAAAGCAAAGUGAAAGAUAAAGUGAAGAGUAAUGUUGCCGAUGACCGAGAAAGCUGGUUGAAGGAUUUCUUCCCUUCAAAACCAGAGGAGUCGAAAGACAAAGCUUUGCCUUCUGUGACUCCGUUAUCGACAGCGCCUGUUUCUUCGGCAAACUCUGUGAUCUCUCCAAACAGGCAGUCACUGUCUGGAGGAAUCACAGCCUCACAGAUGAAAGAAACCCUCAAGGAGAGCAAGAAGGUGAAACAGUUCGAAAAGGGAAGCAAGAGCGUCCCAAAGACUAAAAUAAUUGUGGUGCAUCCAAAGACUCCUGUUUCGGAACUUUCAAAGAUCUCUGUAGGUUUAGAUGAAGAUUCAACAAAUUCUUGUGAUUCUCCAGAAAGACUUGUUAUAGCAGAAGGAGAUGUCAGAAUCAAAGAAUCGCAGAAGUCCAGAAAGGCUCGGUUAGCCGGGAUUGAUGAAAGCAUUGAUUCGGUGAUUCGUAAUUCGGCAGCUUUAGCAGACGAAGAGUUGAAAAGUUUCUCUGAAGUCAAAGAACAAGAUUUGGAAAUUACUGGAAAACAACAAGAUGUAGUCAAGAAAAAGGAAAAGAUAAAGCCAAAACAUUUGGAGAAAAUAAAGAAAAAGGAUAAAAUUGUUCCGAGUGUAAAAAGUUACAGUAGUUCUGAUUCUAUAUUUGCUAGUAUUGACUCUGUCAUCAGACAGUCCUCCGAGGAAACUGACAUUACAGAGCCUCCAACCGUUGCCAAGAUCGAUACUCCAUUAAUUGUUGAACCGGAAGUGGUCCCAGAACGAGAACAGGCUAGUUCUGUUGCUAGUUCUGUCCUUAGUUCUGUCUCUCACUUGUUACCUCCAGUUCCACUAAAAACACCAAAGCGAUCCCCUGGUAGACCUCGUAAGAAGCCGCGAGGCAAAGCUGCAGCAAAAGCCAAAGAUGACAUCACAAAAAACAUUUUAAAAGCUCAAAUAGAGAAGAAACCUUCAGAAGACCACGAGGUUGAGGUGAAGCCAACACUGCCAGACAAGAUGGUCUCACCGGAGAUUUCUGUGUAUGAUUUCCCCGAGAGUCCCGGUCCUCCCGAGACAAAGAAAGCUCGAAUUCUGUCUCCCAAGUCCUCCACUUCAGUUAUCAGUCCUCUAGCCGAGCCUGUGGUCACCCCAGUUACCUCGGUUACCAUCGUGCCACCGGCAGCUGUGUUAAAUAACGGAGGCUCCAGUUCUCAUACAGGGACCGAGAAAGAGAAGAAGAUUAAGAAAGACAAAGAUAAGAAGGAGAAAAAGGACAAAGACAGAUCUAAGGAUAAAGAACACAGAAAAGAGAAGAAGGAAAAGAGACGCGACAAAGAAAAGAAGAAGAAAAACAAAGAUAAAGACCGGGAACGAUCUAAAGAUAAGGAUCGAUUAAAAGAUGACAAAUUUAAGGACACUUUCGAAGCUAUUCCAGGUUUUAUUCCAAAGAUUAAGUUAAACAUCAAACUUGGCAGUGCACCAAGUUCUAGUGUGGCCGUUUCGGUUUCAGAAAAUAAGAUGAUGUCGCCACAACAUGAGGUCUCAGUGGCAGGAAGUAGCGCGUCGUCUUCAUUAAUCAAGCCAUCGCGGCCGGAAAUACCCAAACUAGUUAUCAAGCCAAUACGAUGCGAGUCUCUAGAUAUACGAUCCCCAGAGCCAGCUACAUCACCUGCCAAGUCUCCGAUUAAAAUGAAAUCACCAGCACGGGCAAGAUCACCCGUCAAAACUAGGUCACCAGCCCAAUCCCCAUCCCCACCCUCAUUGAAAUUAAUCACCCCUGUGAGGUCACCUUCACCUCCCCAUCUUGAUGCUCAAAUAUCACCUCCUUCAUCAAAAAUGGACUCACCCGAGAGAUCUCCAAGUCCACCACCUCGGUCACCCACUCCUGAAUCAUCUCCCAUCCACAAAUCACCUACUCCAUCACCCAAACCCCCUACCCCUCCUACUCCCCGGUCACCCACCCCUGAAUCUGUUCAUUCACCUUCACCCUCGCCCCCACCAUCACCCCCUCAUCACAGUCCCACUCCUUCUCCACCCCCUCGUACCCCAACCCCACCUCCGCCCCCACGGACACCCACUCCCCCUCCACGAACCCCAACCACUCCCCCUAGAACCCCCAGCCCUACCCCUAGAACUUCACCUCCACCUAGAACUCCAUCACCAUGCUCACCAUCAUCAUCUCCAGUGCACCACCGGUCUCCAUCGCAGUCGCCGUCAAACAGUAAGUCCACACCCUCCCCUACGAAGUCAUCACGCUCCUCUCCUAAAAGUUCUCCCGUAAUGGCAUCGCCACCAACCCCCCGAGAGGCGGCCAGGAGGGCAGCAGAGAAGGUGUUGGCUUCCCGAUCGCCAGCCACGUCGAAAGGUUCGCCGGGAGACCUGUCUCGAGCCGUUAUUGUGGAGACUGUUGGAACGUUUGUGGAUGCGUCAGGACAGCAGAUCUGGAUUUGUCCCGCAUGCAAGAUGCCGGAUGACGGCAGUCCGAUGAUCGGCUGUGAUGGCUGUGAUGACUGGUAUCACUGGCCAUGUGUGAACAUAACAGAGGAGCCCCCAAAAGAACAGGAUUGGUUCUGUCCCCGAUGUGCAGCCAAGAGUAAAGCUAAAGGGGUCAAAGGUCGAGGCAGGGGGAAAGGUCGGGGCCGAAAGAAGAAAGUUUAACCACAUGUGUUUUGAAAAGGCAGCAUAAAAUGACAUUGUAGUGUUUGUGUAUCACAGAGACAUUGUAAUGUGGACAUUACUCAGCUCAAUUGUUAUUUGUUUUUGUAUAUGUACUAUAUCUUUUGUAUCUGUUCUCGUGUGAAUAAACUCAUUGUAUAAAUAGUAA
Gigantopelta aegis is the source of this 4559-nucleotide messenger RNA. Its product is annotated as transcription initiation factor TFIID subunit 3-like. Lineage: Eukaryota; Metazoa; Mollusca; Gastropoda; Neomphalida; Peltospiridae. The record is from RefSeq and is a predicted model, not a curated record. Gene Ontology annotation, molecular function: protein heterodimerization activity. The transcript has 10 exons. Gene Ontology annotation, cellular component: transcription factor TFIID complex. Bases 566 to 4393 code for a protein of 1275 amino acids.